AGCGGCUUUGAAGUGGGACAUGGUGCAGACCUAGACGCAAUCAGGAUUGGUUUUGGAUGCAAGACUGCAAACAAACCUGUGUGGAGUAGAGUAGGUUAUGUGCAAUGCUUUAAUUAGUGAUCCUUUACUGGUCUAAUGCACCUUUUCUACAGUGGAAUAAAGAGAGGUAAUUAGGAAACGAGUGGAUUUUAAAGAAGGAGCGGUGAAGAGAUCUAAGGGCAGUGAGUAGUGAAGGCUGCAGGUUUAAAGGUACUGUAGACCUUCAGGCUGGCGAUGGUGGGGAGGCUUAAUUUGCGCAAUGUGUGUGAUGAAGACCUGCUGGAGAUGAAUCUGAAAGCUGAGCGAUUGCUGGACAGUCCAGACUCUGGUCUGCCUCCCAGUCCCAGUGUGAGCCCAAGCCCAUGGCUGAGUGGGGAUAGGAGCACCACCAGCUCCGUGUGUGGGGAUGAGAGCAGAGCUGGGACUCCUGCUGUGGGUCCUCUUAAGCAUGUUAGGCGUGUUUCACAAUUGCACCCAUUUUCCUAUGGUGAAGGAAUUGAACUUGAUCCUCUGCCCCCAAAAGUAUUAAGAUACACAGCAUCAGUGCGCUAUGACUCAGAUCGUCACUACAUCCAGGAUGUGUGUUUACAGCCCACAGGUUUUGGCCUGGAGUUGUGCAGCCAGACCAUCAUGGCUAUCUCAGAGAGCACGUGGAGGAGAUAUAAGACCCAGUUGGAGUUUGAACCCCGUCAGCGGGUGCAGCGCUACCGGAGCACCACCAUCGUGUACCCCAAACACGCCAGGACCCUGUACACCACACAGCUCAGCUAUGAUGAACACAAGUUGGCCAAGCGCUUCCUGUCCAGUGUGGAACUAGAGGUGUCUGAGUGUAAGACCAAUCAAUGUUGAAGGAAGAGUCUUUUUGGGAGAAAUGUGAACAAGCUGUAUCCAUCUUUAUUUCCUAAAAACCAUGUUCACCAUUGAGGGUAUUUAGAACUGGAUGGGUGGAAUUGCCAAACUGUCUGUUAAUGGUUUAAUUAGCAUGUUUUUAGAUGGGUGGAGCAUCUGGAGGUUUGGAUGGGUUUUAAUGUUACGGCUAUACAGAUGUAUUACCUAUUCUAUGUAAUGCUUGCAAUCCUGUUGGUUUUAAGAUUCUGCUCAGUGAUCUGUCACUUGAUGAAAGUUUUGUUCAUGUAGUGGUACCAUGCUCUGAAAAAACCAGAAGAGCUGUCAGUGAAACAUGGUGAUGAAACAGGAAAGGCAUGAAAGCGUUGCACUCAUUUCAACAUAUUACAAAUGUUCAGAAUUUUACUUAAUGGUGUGUCCAUGCUAGGUUUUCACUGAUGUCCAACCUCAAAAUUCAAACGUUACAUGCCUCAAUCUGUAAUGGUUUUCUUGAGGUGUGGGAUGGUGUGAAGUGUUGCACAGUCAUGUAGGUGAGAACAGGUAUAUGGAUGCCUGAAACAAGAUCCAGUCGAAUAGGCUGAUGGAGGUUGUCUAUGGCUACUACUGUAAGUUCACAUUUGGGCUUAACUUUUUUUUUCCCCUUUCCCUCUGUUCACGUUAUCUAUUCAGGUUUUUUAAAUACAUUUUGCAUCAAGAAUAUAAAACUGAUUUUGAUUUUAGCUUUUUAAAACUUCUUUUUUAAAGUGCACUGUUGCAGCCAGAAUGAGGAAGAUAAAGGCUUAUUCUGAGAGGAACUGAAGUGUUGCAUGUUCUGAAUUGCAGAACUUGCAGCUUUUUUUUUUUUUUUUUUUGCAAUGAUCAAUUGAGAACUCAAUUCAUGGCUCAAUGUAUUUAUAUUAAGGGCAGAAUUUCCAUUGAAGUAAAGUAUGUAAGUGCAACAAAAGGCAAAUAGUAGCAGGCUUAUCUUAAACUGAAAUAUGUAGAUUUACAAACCUAAUUUAUUGUGGUAACAUGGACAUUGUGUAAAUAUGCAAAAGUUACAUGUUUUACUUGAGUGGAAGUUCUGCCCUUAACUUUUAAUAUGAUCAAUUAAUUAUCUUUUUCAGUGCUUCAGCUUAGUCAUGUAUAGAUAUAUAAAAUCACUGCAGUAUAUUUAUUUAAAGCUUUAAGUGUUUUGACUGUACAUGAGUACUUCAGCUGUGCCUUAUUCAGCUGUUCACCAUUGAUUUUAAUCUUUGAUUUUAUUAAAGUUCAGACUGAAAUCAAAAUUAAAUGUUUGGGUUUUUUAUAUAAAUCAAUCUGAUUUUAAUAUGCAGGCUUCAAAGCAUAACUGAUAUGAAUUAUAUUGUAAGCAGUGAGGUUAGCACUUUUCAAAUGGACAAGCAAACCAACCAUGAACUUGGCUGUAACUCUUUAUCGCCCCCUAGAGGUAA
Messenger RNA from Neoarius graeffei (lesser salmon catfish), 2318 nucleotides. It is a transcript of the gene rflnb, whose product is annotated as refilin B. NCBI's taxonomy places the organism in Eukaryota, Metazoa, Chordata, Actinopteri, Siluriformes, Ariidae. Gene Ontology annotation, cellular component: actin filament bundle. Gene Ontology annotation, molecular function: filamin binding. The transcript has 3 exons. The record is from RefSeq and is a predicted model, not a curated record. The coding region runs from base 274 to 888 and encodes 204 amino acids. Gene Ontology annotation, biological process: actin filament bundle organization; skeletal system morphogenesis; negative regulation of bone mineralization involved in bone maturation.